Molecule: messenger RNA, 1003 nt
Organism: Rhodofomes roseus
Lineage: Eukaryota; Fungi; Basidiomycota; Agaricomycetes; Polyporales; Fomitopsidaceae
Product: snare protein YKT6
Exons: 4
Coding region: 122-721 (199 amino acids)
Biological process (GO): endoplasmic reticulum to Golgi vesicle-mediated transport
Cellular component (GO): Golgi apparatus; membrane
Molecular function (GO): SNAP receptor activity
Source: RefSeq, a predicted model, not a curated record
ACUGUCGACUCCUCCACCGCGACCACCUCCUCCUGAGUCCUAUACCCUCUCACCACAGUCCUACCUCACUCGCCGCCACACCCGCCGCUGCCGACCCACGCAGACAUCGACCGAUCCACCGAUGAAGGUCUACGCGCUGUCCGUGGUCCGCGCGCCGCCCAGCACGACGAGCACGACGCUCAGCACGGCGACGGACCUCUCGUCCUUCUCGUUCUACCAGCGCCCGAGCGUCGGCGAGUUCAUGCAGUUCUUCACGAAGACCAUCGCGGAGCGCACGCCGCAGGGCCAGCGCCAGAGCGUCCAGGAGAACCAGUACACCGCGCACGUGUGGAACCGCGGCGGCGCGGAGCAGCUCGCGGGUGUGAUCAUUACGGACCAGGAGUACCCCGUCCGCCCCGCGUUCUCGCUCCUCACGAAGCUGCUCGACGACUUCAUCGCGAAGGUCCCCGUCGCCGCGUACGACGCGCCCGCGGCGAUCGCCUUCCCGGAGAUCAACGCGUACCUCCAGAAGUACCAGGACCCCCGCCAGGCGGACGCGAUCAUGAAGGUCCAGCAGGAGCUCGAUGAGACGAAGAUCAUCUUGCACAAGACGAUCGAGAGCGUGCUCGAGCGCGGGGAGAAGAUCAACGACCUCGUCGACCGCUCGAACGCGCUCUCCGCGCAGAGCAAGGCGUUCUACAAGACCGCGAAGAAGCAAAACUCGUGUUGCGUGGUCAUGUGAGCGCGGUGCUCUGAAGCGGGCGCGCACUCGGGCCCGGCAGUGCUGUGGACAGAUGGGAUGUGGCUGGACACGGACGACCGUGGGCGUGGGUCGAGCGUUUCGCGCGUAUGCGUGGACGUCCGUACUGCGAUGCUUCUCUCGCGUGCGCUAGCUCGGUGGUACGGCGGUGAACGUUGGUUGCGGGGACGCUGACGCACGCGACGCCGCGGUCUAGAUACACACGUAGCUCGCAUUGUAUUUGUACGACUAGGUUUCAAUGCGCUGACUCUUUCGGAUUGCUAA